AUGCCGUGGCGUCUAGCUAGCAGACAGACGGAGUCCGGCCCCACGCGUUGGGGCUCGUCGGAGGGCGGGGACCUGGCGGUGGACGGCGGCGUGGGCGUGGAGGCGCGGAGCGUGCGGUGCGAGUGCUGCGGGAUGGCGGAGGAGUGCACGCCCACGUACAUCGGGCGCGUCCGGGAGCGGUUCCAGGGGAAGUGGGUGUGCGGGCUGUGCGCCGAGGCCGUCAAGGAGCGGCAGGCGCGUGAGCCCGCGCUCACCGUGGGCGGCGCCGUGGCGGCGCACGCCGCCAUGUGCGAGCGCUUCAACUCCACCGUCCGCCUCAACCCCAAGCUGUCCCUCGCCAGCUCCAUGCGCGACAUCGCGCGCAAGAGCAGCAUGCACCGGAGCCGCAGGAACAGCGUCGACGGCGGCGGCGGCGCCACCGCCACACCGCCGUCCGCCUGCGGCGGCGACAAGCUCGGCCGCGCCAGCAGCUGCGCGCUCCCCUACGUCUGA
This is a messenger RNA of Sorghum bicolor (sorghum), 492 nucleotides long. RefSeq lists its product as uncharacterized. The coding region runs from base 1 to 492 and encodes 163 amino acids. Lineage: Eukaryota; Viridiplantae; Streptophyta; Magnoliopsida; Poales; Poaceae. The transcript is spliced from 2 exons. The record is from RefSeq and is a predicted model, not a curated record.